Molecule: messenger RNA, 654 nt
Organism: Bactrocera oleae (olive fruit fly)
Lineage: Eukaryota; Metazoa; Arthropoda; Insecta; Diptera; Tephritidae
Source: RefSeq, a predicted model, not a curated record
AAUGCACUUCGCCACAAUGCCAAGAGGAGCUCACCCCACUCGGCGUGUCGGCCGUUGCACUAUUGCCAUUACACACCAGUUCACCCGAACGUCGCAUCACACAGAAAGAAAUCAUCGCCGGCGAAGAGCGUCCCAAAUACGUUCUACAAUCGCAGUAUAAACCAUCGCCAGUCAAAGAUAGAAAGGAUAAUCGUUUGAAUGCCAAGAAGAAUAAACGUUUUGUUGUUGAAACUAUUACCACUAUGACCACAGUAACGGAGCGGCGCAUUGUGCGUGAAGCCAGCGAGGACGUAACGGGUGCCACUGAUCUCUUGCCACCAGCAUUACCGGCCAAACCCGGUGCAAUUGUGGCCGCUGCUACGGGUCAGCCAAUGCCACCACAACAACAGCAGCAACAACAGCAACCACAACAGCCGUCAGCUGUGGGCGGUGAGGUGUUUGAUGAGGAGAAACCGCCACCCAUACCACCAAAAGAGUCGUCACCCACACAAAUUAGCGGUAUUCUGAAGGGCGGUAAAUUGUGGAAGCAGGAUUCAAUGUCACAGCUACAUCAUUACGAUCAAUAUUAUGAGAGUUCACACGACAGUCGGGACUUUUAUCCGGACUUUUAUCCGGCCAAGGGCUUUCAACUCGUCAGCAUUCCAGAUUCAAAAG